AUGUUGAGCAACAGGGAUCAAAAUUUACCUGAAGAUGUUGUGAAUGAGAUACUGUCAAGGCUGCCCAUGAAAUCCCUAUUGCGAUUCAAAUGUGCCUGCAGGGAGAUGGUGGGCUUGAGUGAAUUAGGGGGAGACGAGAGUUUCUUUACAUAUAAAAGUGAUACUUUAAAGAAUCAAAUCAAUUCGUCAUUGGGCAUUAUUCAUGAGACGACUCCACCAUAUUCACCUUCAUCUAAUGGCGUAGCUGAAGGAAAAAAUAGAAUGUUAAUUGACUUGACGAAUGUAUUUUCACCAACACAUGAAAAUCUUGAUCAUCUACAGAGCCCAGAAGAUAUAGGCAAUGUUGUUGGCCCCAUUGACGACAUAUUUUUGUUGUACAUUCCUGGGUAUUAUAGCAACAAUGACCGUAUGGCUCUGUGGAACCCUGCUAUGAGAGAGUUCAACCGCCUCCAUGUACUCGAACCUAUCUUUCUCCCGAAUUUUCAUGCCGUUACAAAUGUGGUUGGAUUUGGGUUGAACCCAUUGACUAGGGAUUACAAGAUUAUUUGGAUUCGUGACUUUGUUGAAACGAUUGGUGAUGAAACAUAUGAUCUAUAUUAUCCUUAUCAUGUUGCUGCAAUAUACACUCUAGGUAAAGAUUCGUGGAGACAUUUCGAUCUUCUUACAAUACCUAAAGACCGUACUAUCUAUAAUUCUUUGUGUGCCACAUGCAUAAAUGGAGCAUAUUAUUGGCUGUCUGGUUUGGAUUAUAGUGAACAUAGGAUCCUUUCAUUUGACAUGCAGCUGGAGGAAUUUAGAGAGAUAGAGGGGCUUGAUCAUCCUGAACCUAAAUGGAGGUUUCUUUCAUUGUACAACGAUUCUAUUGAUUUGUUCCUUUGUCAAACUGUGUGA
Molecule: messenger RNA, 891 nt
Organism: Camellia sinensis
Lineage: Eukaryota; Viridiplantae; Streptophyta; Magnoliopsida; Ericales; Theaceae
Source: RefSeq, a predicted model, not a curated record